Messenger RNA from Phycodurus eques (leafy seadragon), 2227 nucleotides. Its product is annotated as zinc finger protein OZF-like. Bases 277 to 1713 code for a protein of 478 amino acids. NCBI's taxonomy places the organism in Eukaryota, Metazoa, Chordata, Actinopteri, Syngnathiformes, Syngnathidae. The transcript is spliced from 2 exons. The record is from RefSeq and is a predicted model, not a curated record.
AUGAUCGCGACGAUGAAUGUGUAACCAAAAGCGCUUCGCUAAUUAAUUCUUAUUAAAUUAGUACUGAACGCACUGGAACCUCGACACAGUACGUCGAAUUACUCUGUUACUGAAGUAAAACAACAUUCGAUAAAUCUUAAAACUAAGAUCGUCUCGGUGCCCGUUGAUGUUUUUCAACCUUGCUUGGCAUAGCUUGCUAGCCGCUAACAAAGAGACGCGUUUGUUCGCAACACAUCGCUAAAACGAGUGAGUGUAAUUUGAGAUUAUCUUGUGGAAAUGUGUGCAAAAAGUGCGAAAGAAGAGUACGAGGACGAACUUUCUGGAACAAAAGAGGAAAACGAGAGACAACAACUACUGGACGCUGUUUUCAAGAAACGUCAAGAUGAACGACACAGAGCAGAUGUCAGUGAAAAGCAUGUUCGUCCUGAGCAUCACGAGCCAGAGUCCUCUUACAUUAAAGAGGAACAGGAGGAGUCAGAGCACCCCCAGAUUAAAGAGGAAGAGCAAGAGGCUGAUAUCACCCAGUUGCCUUUGGUCUUUGUCCCUUUGAAGAGUGAAGAUGAUGAAGACAAAGGUCAAAGGGAGGAUAUCAGAGGGGCACAACCUCAGAACAGCACCUCAAGUCAGAACAUGACAAAAGAAGAUGAUGGAGGCCACUGUGGAGAAUCGCAAGCAGACUGCCUUUUAGCUCCACUAUCAGAUUGUGAUGACAUAACAUCACACUCUUCUGAUGAUGAUGAUGACGACGACGACAAACACACUAAGGGUGAUAAGAAACGCUGGAAAUGUUCUCAGUGUGACAGAACCUUUGUUUACAAGUCUGUUUUGAAAAUUCACAUGAUGAUCCACAGUGGAGAGAAACCUUUUCCCUGUUCAGAUUGUGGUAAAAGAUUCUCUCGUAAAGAAAAUAUGACAACACACUCAAGAAUACAUACUGGAGAGAAACCUUUUGCCUGUUCAGUUUGUGGCAAAAGAUUCUCUCGCAGACAAACGAUGACAACACACACAAGAACACACACUGGAGAGAAACCUUUUGCCUGCUUAGUUUGUGGUAAAGGAUUCACCGAAAAGAGACAUUUGAAAACACACAAGAGAACACACACUGGAGAGAAACCUUUCAAAUGUUCAGUUUGUGGAAAAAGCUUCUUUGUGAAGAAAAGUCUAAUAAGUCACACAAUAACACACACUGGAGAGAAACCUUUUGAAUGUCAAAUAUGCUGUAAAAGAUUCACUCAGAAGUGCUAUUUAAAGCUACACAUAAGAACACACACUGGAGAAAAACCUUUUUCCUGCUCAGUUUGUGGUAAAAGAUUCUCUCUCAGGGGAGAUUUAAGAAAACACACAAGAACCCACACUGGAUACAAACCUUUUGACUGCUCAUUUUGUGGAAAACGAUUCACUGAAAAGGGAAAUUUAAUGUUACACACAAGAACCCAUACUGGAGAAAAACCUUUUGAUUGCUCAGCUUGUGGUAAAAGAUUCUCUGAAAAGGGAAAUUUAAGAUUACACAUAACAACCCACACUGGAGAGAAACCUAUUGCCUGCUUAGUUUGCGGUAAAAGAUUUUCUCACAGGGGACAUUUGAAAAGACACACAAGAACCCACACUGGAGAGAAACCUUUUGUCUGCUCAAUUUGUAGUAAGAGUUUUUCUGAUAAGGGGAAUUUAAAAAGACACACAAGAACCCACACUGGAGAGAAACAUUUAGCUUGAUCAGUUUAUGGUAAAAGAUUCACUGACAAGGGAAUUCUCUUUUCAUUCUCAUCUGGUUGGAAAAGAUUCUCUCAUAGACACUGACAAAACACACUGGAGAGAACAGAAAAGUAAGUGCGAUGCCCGACAAGGGUAAACACAUCAGCGUAUGUUUUGACAUAUUUUGUCCAAGUUUCAAAGGUAUUGGUGAUUUAUUAUCCCUUUUAAACCACUUGUUUCUUAUAUACUCGUUUGAUUAAACGAACAAUCUUUAUUUUGGUCAAUAGGUGACAAUAGAAGACCGCGCUUCAGGCUGGGGCCGCUGUCGUGUGGAGCGCAUGCGCGCGGCCAUUUCCGCAUUGUCGAGGCGCGUAUUACAAAAACAGCGGCCCUCUUCUGAAAGACCAAGAUCCUCACCUUUAUGUUUGCCUUUUUUUCCCGAGUGAUUGUAUGUAUGUCACUCCCGACUGUGUAUGUUCGAUAUUUUCUGAAUAAAUUUUAACUGAAAAGAAAUAUCUGGUCUGCCGUGAAGCAU